AUGUUCAUCUCCUACGAAAAUCUGAAGGCUCUCUCUCUCUCUCUCCCCCUCUCUCUCCCCCUCUCUCUCUCCCUCCCUCUCUCUCUCCCUCUCUCUAUCACUCCCUCCAUCUCUCUCUAUCUCUCUCUAUCUAUCCCCCCUCUCUCUCUCUCCCUCCCUCUAUCACUCCCUCCAUCUCUCUCUAUCUCUCUCUAUCUAUCCCCCCUCUCUCUCUCUCCCUUCCUCUCUCUCUCCCUACCUCUAUCCUCCCUCCAUCUCUCUAUCUCUCUCUAUAUCUCUCCCCUCCCCACCUCUCUCCCCUCCCCUCUCCCCCCUCUCCCCCCCUCUCCCCCUCACCCCCUCUCCCCCUUAUCUCUCUCUAUCUCACUCUCUCUCCAGAAAAUGAUCCACAAUAUUUUUUAUUCCAUUUAUAUACUUUUUAUUUCUCAUAUUAUUUUUUUCUCACUCUCUCUCACUCUCUCUCUCUCUCUCUCUCUCUCUCUCUCUCUCUCUCUCUCACGCCUUUCUCCCCGAAACACACACCCCCUGAAAAAAAGAAAACCCAGAAAAACUUUCGCUACGGACCAUAAACAAAAGGCGCCCAUCAGUCGCCUCUCAGUUUCUCUAACCUGUUCAUAUCUAUCUAUCUAUCUAUCUAUCUAUCUAUCUAUCUAUCUAUCUAUCUAUCUAUCUAUCCGUUUAUCUACCAGCUUGUUCAUAUCAAUUUAUCGCUUUCGAUUCACUUGCCUUUUUAUCUAUCUCAUGAAUUUCAUCUAUCUCUCUCUCAGCCACAACAAUAUAUAUCAGCUUAUUCAUAUCUAUCUAUCUAUCUAUCUAUCUCACCCUGUUCAUUAUCUAUCUAUCGAUCUAUCUAUCUAUCUAUAUUUUCUAUUGUGUUCUAUUCUAUAUUUUUUUCAAUUCUAUCCCGUUCACACUUUUCCCAUCAAUCAGUGUCUAUUCAUAUCUAUCACGUUCGCUGGCUGUGUUUAUCGGUGA
Messenger RNA from Acanthosepion pharaonis, 975 nucleotides. NCBI's taxonomy places the organism in Eukaryota, Metazoa, Mollusca, Cephalopoda, Sepiida, Sepiidae. The record is from the annotation of a GenBank genome assembly.